AUGGAUCAAAUGAUGUUGGACUCGGACGACCCUCUUCGGAGGCGUCAGCCAUUCACGGAUGCCUCGAGCAGAAUUAACCACAGCAAAUCACCAAAGGUGGAGACACCUCGCGUCAAAGUGGAGGAAUUCGACCAGCUCAAGACCCCUGAUCGAAUGUCGGUGGUCAUGAGCCCGACGCCAGGAGAAAAGGAAAACCAACGAUUAUCAGUUGCUACGGACUGGCAAACUGAGUCAGCACGGAAUUCAGUCGUCUCUGCAGCUUCUAUCUUGUCGGGGAAAGGAAAAAGAAAGACACAUGUUGGUCCAUGGCAGUUGGGCAGGACCUUGGGUAAAGGUGCGACUGGUCGAGUCCGACUGGCCAAACACGCGGUCACUGGGCAGACAGCGGCAAUCAAGAUCGUGUCAAAGAAGUCUGCCGCUAUGGUACAGAGCGAAAGUAUUGCCGCAAUGGAUCGUAACUCCAGCAAUUUCGCGGGAUUCUCGAACACCCGACAGAUGCCUUGUGGAAUUGAGCGGGAGGUUGUGAUAAUGAAGCUGAUCGAACACUCCAACGUCAUCAGCUUGUAUGACGUUUGGGAGAAUCGCGGAGAACUGUAUCUUGUUCUGGAAUACGUUGAAGGAGGCGAGCUGUUUGACUACGUCUCUCAAAAUGGACCACUCCCCGAAGAAGAAGCUGUUCGAUUAUUCCGCCAGAUCAUUGCUGGUCUGGGAUAUUGUCAUAGAUUCAACAUUUGCCACCGAGACUUGAAGCCUGAAAAUAUCUUGCUCGAUGGUAACCAUAAUGUUAAACUGGCAGAUUUUGGUAUGGCUGCGCUCCAGCCUGCAGGUCACUGGCUCAAUACUUCCUGUGGAAGUCCUCAUUAUGCAGCUCCGGAGAUUAUUUACGGUCGGAAGUAUCGUGGUGAUAGAGCCGACAUGUGGAGUUGUGGUAUCAUUUUGUAUGCUCUUUUGACUGGAUAUCUGCCAUUCGAUGGCGGUGACUUGCCCAACACAUUGCGGCUUGUGAAGAAAGGCGAAUACAUGAUUCCCCAGGAGCUGAGUUGUGAGGCGGCCAACCUGAUCACCAGGAUUUUGCAGAAGCGACCGGAGGACCGUAUCUCUAUGCCGGAAAUUUGGGCCCAUCCCCUCUUGACAAAGUAUGAAAAGUUGCAUAAUGCCAUGGCCGACUACUACAUCGGGCCGCCUCCGCCGUUGUCCAUCAAGGACUGUGGUGCCCCGGUGACUAGCCGCAGCGAGAUUGACAUGGACAUUCUUCGAAACCUGCAGACUUUGUGGCACGAUGUCAAGCCAGAGGGCUUAAUACAAAGAGUAAUGUCGCUUGAGCCCACACACGAGAGAAUGUUUUACAACUCUCUUGUCAAGUUUCGAGAUGAACAACUGGAAAACUACCAGGGACAGCCAUUAGAGUAUUCUGCUAGCGACUACCACCACAUUUCAAAAUUUGGUGAAAGAGCUCAACGUGGCCGGACCGAAACCGGAGGUACCAAUUCGAAACGACGCUCUCCUGCCAUCAAGAACCUACACCGUCGGCUAGGCAAUACACAAGAGCCCAUGUCUCCUGCCAGCGUGCAAAGUUACGAUCCAUUUAGAUCGCCCAAAGCCCAAGGGACAGCCGUUGAAGCCAAGUUCGCACAAAUCACGGUUCAUCAUGCUGUCCCAGAGAUUCCUGAGCGUGGUGAAGUGUCUCCCGUUGGAAAGCCCCCACCUUCUAUUAUGGAAGUAGAAGAGCCAGAGGAUGAGAAUGAAGCGUCCGACUCACCAUUCACUGUUCUCCAAAAGCGAAAACAUAAGCCCAACUCGAUGAAAUCUUUGCAGUCCUCGAAAAUGCCUAAUUCGAGCUCUCGUCUGCCGGGUCUGUCGACACAUUCAACAAGUUACCGUCGCAAUGUGUCAUUCCGACACGCGCGCAAUCGCUCACAGGGGUCGACCAAGCCAAAGCGGAGGAAGACCACGACCAACCAGCAGGGUGAAUUGAAGAGGUCUCCGAGCGCCGCGAGCUUGCAGAUGAUCGCGGAUGGUCUGUCUGUACCUGAUAUGCCCAGCAGUCCACCUCUUCCUGCUCAACCUACAGUUGUUCGAAGUGGCAACAAGGUCAAGAACCUGGAUCCACCCAAAAGGUUCCGUCAACCAGAUAUCGUAUGGAAGGAGGACGCUCGAAAAGUGUCUCAUGAACUGAGUCAGAUCUGUGAAGAAGCCUUCAAUGGCAGCUCCGUGACAACAAUCCGCACAGCUAGUACCAGCACGGAGACUGGAUACGAAACCCCAACAACACCAAUCUCCAUGGCAAGCCCGGAACGCGUUGAUCAGCUUUCAAAUGCUAGGAACAGCUAUCACCCACCUAGGGAGUCGAGUCGAUCUUACAGCAUUCAAGAACUGACGGAGACUCGACAAAAGCUUGUUGACCACAGCUCGGGCCGCACCGACAAUAUUCCUGGCUACUUGUCUGGUGUUAUUGGCCAUCUAGAUCGAUUGAUCGAAGAAGAACAGUCCCAAAAGUUCUCCAAGGGACUGGAAGACAACGAACCUCGUUACGUUGAUCCAUUCUCCAUACCCACUCCUCCUACCGGUGAACUUCCCUUGCCGGCAAUCAGUGAAGAAUUCGCAAGCCCUGUCCGUGGUAGUCCAGAUGAAGUCAGUCCUAAGCGGAAGCCCAAGUUGCGCCAUACCACUCGCCACGGCGAUGGCAAGGCUACCAUCCGAAUGGUCCCACAUAGCUCGCUGCGUUCGAUGGAAGAGGUAAAGCCGUUGAUGAUUCGCAAAAAGAACCAGCUCGCAGAACCAGAAACUCAAAGCACUGAUCCCAUGCGAGCUUUCUCGGCUGGAUCACGACAGAGCCGUAACCCUGGAGGUCUUGACCCUAUCAGUGAAGUCCCAGGAUCCCCCAAGAAAGACGAGAAAAGCACCGAAAACAAGAAGUGGUCAUGGUUUAGAGCCCGGUCUCAGACUUCAGACCCAUUGCCUGCUCUCCCACCCAAAGACACCCCCCAAUUAUCCCGACCACAAUCUCCCACACGGCCCGAAGGAAGGCGGGUUCCUACCCGGAAAACGUCAAUGGAGCGAUUUGGAGGUGCCUUGAAGAAGCUGGUGUCGAAGAAGUCAAACAAGACCCCCCAGCCUGUGAUUGGUAGGUUGAAUCCCCGCAGCUGCACUGGAUUUCCGCUGAGACUGUUUGAAGACAAAGACAGUGCCAACCCCAAGGAUCGCCGUCAGUCAGAACUCCUUUGCAAGGGAUAUCCCGAAACGGACAGUUCUUUCGAGGCCGAUGACCCACAAAACCCGUUCCAUAACAAGCGACGCUCCAUUGCAAACCACAAUUGGUUUGCUCGGAUCUUCCAACUUAAACCGGCGACCCGGGUCAUUGCUCUCAAUACCGGCAAGGUUAAGGGCCGCAAGGUAGUCCAUCAUCUUCUGCUAGAUUGGGAGGACUAUGGAAUGGAGGAUGUGCGUUUGGACAAGGCCAACAGCGUUGUCCACGGUCGUGUGGGCGAGGUCAACUUUCUCCGACUCCGUGAAGUUGAGUUCACUGCAGAGUUCUAUACUGUCCUGGAGCACGGUCGACAGGCCAACUUGAGUCUUGUCAAGUUCAAGCAGGAGCGUGGUGCAGCUUCAUCCUUCAACAAGGUCGUCGACACUGUCCAUCAAAUUAUGAAGUCCCGUGGUCUCAUCGUCGAAGACCCCACGCGAGCAAAGAAAAUGGCUCGCGUACUUGAUACCAUUCCCAGCCCCUGA
Penicillium longicatenatum is the source of this 3729-nucleotide messenger RNA. Its product is annotated as serine/threonine-protein kinase. The transcript has 5 exons. Bases 1 to 3729 code for a protein of 1242 amino acids. Gene Ontology annotation, molecular function: ATP binding; protein serine/threonine kinase activity. Lineage: Eukaryota; Fungi; Ascomycota; Eurotiomycetes; Eurotiales; Aspergillaceae. Gene Ontology annotation, cellular component: cytoplasm. Gene Ontology annotation, biological process: intracellular signal transduction; protein phosphorylation. The record is from RefSeq and is a predicted model, not a curated record.